Messenger RNA from Cordyceps fumosorosea ARSEF 2679, 804 nucleotides. RefSeq names its product OPA3 domain protein. Gene Ontology annotation, cellular component: mitochondrion. Lineage: Eukaryota; Fungi; Ascomycota; Sordariomycetes; Hypocreales; Cordycipitaceae. The transcript has a single exon. Gene Ontology annotation, biological process: regulation of lipid metabolic process. The record is from RefSeq and is a predicted model, not a curated record. The coding region runs from base 1 to 804 and encodes 267 amino acids.
AUGGUGCCGCUGCCGCUGUUUAAGCUGGGAUCGCUGUUUCUGAGGCACAUUUCCAAAUAUGGCGCGGUAGGUUAUGUUGACCAGACCCCUGGGGUGGCCCUGAACCCCGCCAGCCCACCGACCGAGGACACGAUUGCUGACGCAGACGACGGCGACGGGCAGAAUCACAUCAAGAAGCAGGCGCACGACCACGCACGGUUCCGCGCGUUCGCGGCGCGGUACGGACAGAUGAUGCAUCAGCUCAACAUGCGAAUGUCGGUGGCGCUGCUGCGCGACCCGGAGGCCGAGCGGCGCGCCAAGGAGAAGGCGGAGGCGCCGACGGUGAAGACGGAGGCGCAGACGCGGCGAGAGGAUGAGGCCAAGGCCCGAGAGGAGGAGAAGGCGGCCAAGACGAAGAGCACUGCACCGACCACCGGGCCCACGACGACGACGAGGCAGAGGCAGAGGAGGCAGCCGUUUCAGAACAUCUGGACGCGCAAGUUCCGGGCGCUGCCGGAGGACAAGGCGGUGGACCUGUUCGCGGACGUGGUGGGCGACACGUUCAUCCUCGGGGUGGCGGUGGCGCUGAUCCUGUACGAGUACUGGCGGGCACAGCAGAAGCCGGACAGCAACAAGGAGCGGAUCGAGGAGCUGACAAGGCGGCUGGAGGAACGGGAGGAGGCGGAGGAGGGCCGGCGACGGAGGUUGGAGGAGUUGGAGCAGGCUGUGGCGGCGCUGCGUGGUGGUGGUGGUGAGUCUGGGAAGAAGCAAGCGCCGGAGCCGGGGCCGGUACGGUCGGUGCCGGAAGCAGCGGCCACGGCGUGA